Maniola jurtina (meadow brown) is the source of this 3804-nucleotide messenger RNA. RefSeq lists its product as uncharacterized. Lineage: Eukaryota; Metazoa; Arthropoda; Insecta; Lepidoptera; Nymphalidae. The transcript is spliced from 4 exons. Bases 77 to 3418 code for a protein of 1113 amino acids. The record is from RefSeq and is a predicted model, not a curated record.
GAGUGUUGUGACAGUGAUGCGAACGUGUGUACACAGCCUUACUUUGUGAGCCUACGUGUGGAGUAGCCGUAUUAAAAUGAACGGGUUGCGGCUAUGUGUGGUCGCGCUGGCAACACAGACGCUGCUGCUGUCGGUCGCGUGCCACAAGCCCCACCGACGACGCUCCUUAGCGGCUCAACCACAAAAUUUGCCAGUGUCUAAAGGCGGCUGGAGACCUGUAAUCGGAUCUGGAGGACUUCUUUACGGAUCUCUAAACACUGCGCCUCUCCAUUCACCAUAUAAAAUACCCGUGUCUGGACUAGAAAUGUACCAUUCUUCAGCAAGGCCGCUAGCAGCCAGAGAUAUCAACAAACUGACUUCAAUAGCACAGUCCUAUCGCCCAACAACACUUCGGACUGUCCCUAUAACUUCACAUUCGCUACCACCCAACCAACCGAUAAACUCAUACCUAAAUCCCUUCGCCCUACCAAGUAAUCUAAACCAAUACAAAUUCCUCCAGAACUACCCAAUCGAUAGCGUGAUCUUCCGAAAUCCUCAACACUCAUACUCCGCUCGCCCGGUCUUGAAAAACACGAAGCAAAAAUCCCAGUACCAUAACAACAUACUGCAGCAAUUGACGAACGUUCAGCCGAUCCAAUUCGGGCAGUAUAACAUCCCAGUAGAUAUGUACGGGAAGGUGGAAUACGCAAGACCGGAUGGGAAGCGGCCUCAGUCGGCAGAAACCGAGAUCUACAAGCCUGAAGUGUAUAAGUUACCAGAUAGUGACACAGCCUCCCAGUUCAUUUCACAACCGGUGAAGACGGCUCAACAGCAAACGUUCACGUCCAAAUUCCCGAUCAAUCAAUAUGGGCAUCCGUUCCAAGAUAAUGUUUACAAUAUCCAACAUUUUCCGAACAUUUUAGGUACGUUCGGAUCCUUUGGCCUACAAUCCGUAAAAGGAAGAGAUCAUCUGAAUCCAAACACAAAAACGACAUAUUUACCCCCGCAACCGACUAGACAGACCAUUUUCAACUCUUUUAACUAUUCGCCGAAUUUCAAAACGACAUCAUCUUUAUUUUCUUCAACUACCCCCAAGUUACAGACAACGCAAAAUCAUUUAAUCUACGGUUCCACGUUUAACGAUAUCGGGAACGUGCCCACACCACACACUAAAUUAGUGUCACCAUUGAAGAUCGAUCCAAACGCUGGAAGUAAACACUACUUCAAAGCUAGUCCCCAGGAUCCCUUUAUCAAGAGCUUCCACAACUUCCAUGACUUUAAUAAGAUUACUACUUAUAAUCCCCCUAUCUUACAAACUACUACGCAGAGUGCUUACAACGACUUUGGCUACCAGUCACAAAACUCGCCAAACUACGAUGACCCCGAAACUGUCAACAUUAACUACUCGUAUGAUAAGAAAAAACAAAAGGUAUCUGAUAACGUCGGUCUCACACAACAAGUUUCCCAACAAUACGCUAAUGCUCCUGGAAUGUUUGAUCUACAGAGCUCUUUGAAUGCUCUAUCUCAUCGACCCUCGUACGCAGUAAUAGAAAAUGUAUCAGAAGAAGUAUCGACGCAAUCGACCUCAGCAGCUUGGACUGUAACUCCACAAAACCACUAUCAGACAUCUGAAGAAACGAUUACAAAACCGGGCAAUACCAAUAACAUUUUCGAGAGACCUACAACAACAAAUCCUGAUUCAGCUGAUGAAUACGCCAUCGUCACGGAGGGUGAGAAGGGAUACGACAAUGGAUUUAAUUACGAGAGUCACAUCGAUACACAAAGCAGACGACCUCUUGGUGAUGAUUUCGAACCGAUCGGAAAAACUAAACUGAAGGAAUACUAUUACAAGGUGUCCACUCCAGCAUACCACGACCACAAACCCCACAGACGAACUAAGAGGCCGAAUGAUACAUCCAAACAAGACGUUACAACGCAAAGUGCAAAUAAAGAGAAUAACGAUGUUCCGAUUGAAACGUUACCUACUCUCCCACCCAGUCUACAUUUCAAACGUCCAAGUACUUCUGAACCCAUAGUAGAUAAGGAUAGAGUUCGAAAACGCAAUAAAAUCAGGAGACGUCGUCCUAUAAACCGUAACAAAAAUGAAACAAGCACGCGCAAUGAUCCAUCUACAGACGCCUCCACUACUACUUCAGAUGAAAUUCCCACUAUACGACCACGAAUAAGGCCUAUCAAGACGAGAACUGAAUCGAGUGUGACUACUCCAACUGUAACUACAGAUUUAACUACGAGCGCAUUACCAACCACUUCCGCAACCAAACCUACGGUAGUUAAGAAGAAGCUGCUCAGUCACCGACGUCUCCAAACAACUACUUCGGAUAAAAUUGAUACAACGACACAGUCGAUAAAAGAAGAUAUUAAAGAGUCGCCUAUAAUGAAAAUAUCUUCACGUCCACAUUCAUCGAAAACACCUAAUCUUAGUGACUUUAAAUUUAGCAGCGAAACUCCAGAUUAUAGCCAUAAACAGGAUGAAAAAGACACCCCAACAAGUGAUGUCUCCGUAAGCCUAAGCGAUAACCUUAAAGAAUUUUCAUUCCAUAGGGACGCAAGACCCGUAGGAAUAAAAGAGUCUACCACAGAAUCUGUUAAAGAAACUGAACCGACAACUAUCGCAUCACGCACAGAAUCAGAUUCAAGAACCACAGGAAAAAUUCAAAGGCCAAGGCUUAAAAACAAGUUGGAUAGACCGAAAUUCAGUGUCAAAGAUUACAGAAGUCGCCUCAAUUUAACUACAAGUACAACAGAAAAAGUGGUAGAAAAUACACCCAAAGCAAGACAUCCGCAAAGGAAAAAUCCAUACAGCGAGGUCAUUUUUAGCGAUGUCGAAACCACAACCGAGAGAAAGAAGUUUACACCGAAAGAACCCAGACACAAGUUGAAUAAGACUGAAAAUAACGAACAGGAAAUCCAUUCGAGGCACAAUGGACGGAAGAAUACAGACAGUGAAGUAACAACCCAAAAGAUUUCAGCACGUAUUCGUAACGGGCAGAGACGACCAAAACCAACUGAAGACGCUACAGAAACAACGAGUGCUAUAAACGUACACAAAAGACCUUUAAGAAAGAAAGUUUCGGACUCAGAAAUCGGACAAUCGGUACAGGACAUAACUGUUACGGAAGCCACAGCAAGCAAUGAUAACAAAUAUGAUAUAACAUCAGAACGAACGCGGUCCGAGAGCGCAAUAAUGAAAAUAGCAGACAAAAAGCAUCAAGAUCACAUAGAACGAUUAUUCGAACAUUCCAAAAGAGUAUCAGAUCUAACCUUAGCGGCCAGUAAAGAUUACAAUACCCCCGGAAUGUUUAAAUCCAUUUCUUCAAACAGCAGACGAAUACCAAGUUACUUCACAAUAGCUACAGAUGACCCGAUACUACCAAUAGAAGCGUUCUUUACACAGCUUAACCAAAAGAAGGAAUCGUAAUAUUCCUAAUUCCUAUUAAGUACUACAAAAAACCAAAUCUUUUCGACCGCUAAAGCGUCAGAAAACUAGUUUUACGCAAUAUUAGUUCUAGCAUUUACAAAUCGUGGUUGUAUACGACCCCACCUGCAUUUCUUUGUUAUCGACUGGUUUUUUAACUCAAACAAAAUAUUUUCGUUUUCUAUUGGUGCUCAUUUUAGUGUUAAGUUCUAAUAUAUCAUGAGUGAUAUAUUCGUAUAGUAUUAAAGUGCGCAAGCGCACGAAUGCAUGUCUGUGUUGAUUUAUAUGAGUUGUCUUUUAUGUGUGUGAGUUAGGGUAUAAGUGUGUGUUUCUUAAAAUAUUUAUAUUGAGCUGUUUAGUUUUUAAAUGUGUAAAUAAACGAAUUUCUU